Osmia lignaria (orchard mason bee) is the source of this 2045-nucleotide messenger RNA. Its product is annotated as sodium-dependent nutrient amino acid transporter 1. NCBI's taxonomy places the organism in Eukaryota, Metazoa, Arthropoda, Insecta, Hymenoptera, Megachilidae. Gene Ontology annotation, cellular component: plasma membrane. The record is from RefSeq and is a predicted model, not a curated record. Gene Ontology annotation, molecular function: L-amino acid transmembrane transporter activity; amino acid:sodium symporter activity. Gene Ontology annotation, biological process: sodium ion transmembrane transport; nitrogen compound transport; amino acid import across plasma membrane.
AGCAUUCACUACUGAUCUAGCCAGCUGCGAAUGAACAAAGUCGUUGAUCAGUCUUCCAAAAGCUGUUGCCUCGCAAAGAUCAAGGAGAGAAUUCAAAUCCCAUUAAUCCUGUGCACCAUCCAUCAUGGGCCAAACGAAGAAUGAUUUUAUGAACAACGAAGGUGUUCAAGGAACGUACAGACUGUCUAUUUCAUCAGGCAACGAGAAACCACUUGAAAAUGGAUCGCUGGCUGCUAAAAUUGAAGAAGGAAACGAGAGGGCUCAAUGGGGUAGCAACUUGGAGUUUUUGAUGUCCUGUGUAGCAUUCUCUGUUGGCCUUGGUAACGUUUGGAGGUUCCCAUAUACUGCCUACCAAAAUGGAGGUGGUGCAUUCCUAAUACCUUAUAUCAUUGUUCUCUUUAUAAUUGGUAAACCUAUUUACUAUAUGGAAAUGAUCUUGGGGCAGUUUAGCAGUAGAUCUUGCAUUGAAGUUUGGUCUGUGUCUCCUGCCUUCAAAGGGAUUGGUUAUGGUGUUACUGUAGCCGUGUUUUUGGUGGUAACUUACUAUUGUUCACUCAUGGCAUUGACAAUGUACUAUCUAAUAGCAAGCUUUCAAUCAGUUCUGCCAUGGGCUUUUUGUUGGAAAGAAUGGGGUGAUGCUUGCUUCGACAGUACCUCCUCUAAUACAGAAAUAGUAAAUGUCAGUAAAAGUAGUUCAGCUGAUCUGUAUUUUCGCAAAGUGGUUCUCAAUGAAGUUGGAAUACUAGAAGGAUUAGGAGAUCCAUCUUGGAAGCUAGUCUCAUCUCUCCUGGCUAGUUGGUUCUUUGUAUUCAUAGUGCUGAGAAACGGAGUGAAAAGCAGUGGUAAAGCUGCUUACUUUCUGGCCCUGUUUCCAUACGUGAUCAUGAUAAGCCUGUUAAUAAGAGCAGUGACGUUAGAAGGAGCCGCGGAUGGUAUAAUAUUUCUGUUCAAACCAACCUGGGAAAAGAUUUUUGAUCCUUCAGUCUGGUAUGCUGCUGUCACUCAGUCGUUCUUCUCUCUUGGUGUAUGCUUUGGAGCUGUUAUCAUGUAUUCCUCUUACAAUAACUUCAACCAUAAUGUGUUAAGAGACUGUACAUUGGUAACUACUCUGGACCUGUGUACCAGUCUCAUAGCCGGAACUACCAUCUUUGGUAUCCUGGGUAAUCUUGCUCACGAAUCAGGAAAAGAAGACAUCAGCACCGUGGUGCGCGCAGGAACAGGACUCGCUUUCAUUUCUUAUCCGGAAGCACUUGCAAAGUUCACGGUGGUACCACAAUUAUUUGCUGUACUCUUCUUCUUGAUGAUGUUCAUAUUAGGAAUCGGUACCACUGUUGCCUUUGCUGGAGUCAUUAGUAGCAUCAUCAAAGACAAAUUUCCUCAACUUCCUGAUUGGAAGGUCGCUGGCGGUGUUUCUUGUGCUGGCUUCCUGGUUGGAAUCGUUUACUGUACUAGAGGAGGACAGUACAUAUUAAAUCUGGUGGAUUAUUUUGGUGGAACGUUCAUCAUCGUUUUCUUAGCUUCUUUUGAAGUGAUUGCUAUUUCUUGGGUGUACGGUGUUGAUAAUUUUUUGGAUGACACUGAAUUCAUGGUCGGUUCCAGACCAUCAUUUUAUUGGAGAUUAUGCUGGGGUUUCUUAACUCCUCUCUCUCUCUUCUCCAUUCUAAUCUAUUUUCUAUCAGAGUUGAGACCUAUCACCUACAAGGAUGAAUAUUAUCCAACUUCCGCUUAUGUCGCUGGUUGGUUGAUUUUGAUACUGGGAGUGAUACAACUUCCUAUUUGGAUCAUUGUUGGCAGAUUGAAACAGGAAAAAAGUGAAUCUUGUUUAGAUAUGUUAAAACCAAAUCCUGACUGGGGUCCAAAAGAUCCAAUAAAACACAAAGAAUGGAAGGACUUUAAGGAUUCAAAGAGGAUAGCAAGGACGAACUCGAACAAGAAAAGAUCAAGAAUCAUUGCUAUGUUAAUCGGAGAUAAUUAAAUAGUAGCAGUAAGAUUGAUGAAAUAAAUGUAUCUUCAAUUGUUAUCAAUAAAAUAUUUCAUCUACUUUU